Impatiens glandulifera is the source of this 945-nucleotide messenger RNA. Its product is annotated as E3 ubiquitin-protein ligase BOI-like. Bases 1 to 945 code for a protein of 314 amino acids. The record is from RefSeq and is a predicted model, not a curated record. Gene Ontology annotation, molecular function: ubiquitin-protein transferase activity. The transcript has 3 exons. NCBI's taxonomy places the organism in Eukaryota, Viridiplantae, Streptophyta, Magnoliopsida, Ericales, Balsaminaceae. Gene Ontology annotation, biological process: regulation of programmed cell death.
AUGACUAUUAAUGGUCAUCUCCCGGCACUCUUCAAUUCGCAAUUCGCCGAUAGCAGUCGACAUGGAAAUGGCGACCAAGGAAGUGUGGAACAAUUUAGAUCUCAACAUUUGUCUGGAAUCCCGGUCGUUGAAGCUAUGAUGUGUCAACCUAUGUCAAUGCCGAUGGACUCAACUAUGAUGUGUCAGCCUAUGUCAAUGCCGAUGGGAGUCCAGCACAACAUGCCGAUGGGAGUCCAACACAACCUAACCGACCAGUUUAAUAGAAAACGUACUAGGGGUCUCUCUUUUGAUCAAUCGGGUAAUUAUUGUUUUGCGGAUUUACCUGCUACCGACGGAGAUAAAAUCUCGUCGUUGAUCCGACAACAACAAAUGGAAACCAACUCCUUAGUUAAUGAACAUACCAAGAAAUUAAAAAUGGACCUCAUGGGGCGUCAAUCUCAACAUGCAAAGCAGUUGUUAGCUUCGGUUAGUGAAGGAUAUUUGGGGAAAAUGAAAGAACAAAGCGACGAGAUCUGGAGAAAAGGAAGGGACAUCUGGUUCCUUGAACAAAAAAUACAAAAAUUGAUGGAGGAUAACAAAUUGUUGAUGAACUCAGCUAUGACUAGUGAAGCGAAUGCCAAUUCUCUACAAGAAAAAUUGGACCAACUUCAAGAUUAUUAUAAUUCCAACCAACAUUUGUUGGCAGUUGUUAAUGAAGAGGAGGUGGAAUCCCGAUGUAAUAGCAAUUAUCAUAUUGUAGAGUUCGUCGGUGAGAAUGAGGGUGGCAGCGACGGUUUUGUGCCCAAGAAAUACAAAUGUAAGACAUGCGGAGAUAUGGAGGCGUCUGUCUUGCUACUACCGUGUAGACAUCUUUGUCUUUGCUCAUCUUGCGGUAACAAUAUGCUCCGCACUUGCCCCGUGUGUGAAAUUAAGAUUGACACAACUAUCCGUGUCAAUAUGUUAUGA